Messenger RNA from Trichobilharzia szidati, 558 nucleotides. Lineage: Eukaryota; Metazoa; Platyhelminthes; Trematoda; Strigeidida; Schistosomatidae. The record is from the annotation of a GenBank genome assembly.
AUGUUACCAUUAGCUACAGAAAUCGAUUGGGUCCCGUCGAAAUUUGGCGUCCAAUGUUGGUUUCGAAACAACAGUAAUGUCUACCUUCCACUUCAUCAAUCCUUCUUAUCAAAUUUAGGACCAAUUCAAACUAUACUACUCAUAAUCAUCGAUGUAGCCUUUGUAGUCAAGUUUCGUCAACAUUUUCAUAAACAUACAAACAAGGCGAAUCCAACAGAUACCCAGAAGAAAGACAAUAAAAAGUUCAAUCGUUAUCGACUGUUGUUUAUCUCAGCUGCGUCUUACACCCUCCUGGCUACAGUCCAGUGUAUAUUUUUAUCGAUCGCUCGUUUGAGCAGUGUUGAUGUCAUCGUGUUUGAAACCGGGCUUGCUUACAAUAUGUCGGAUAUUUUAUGGUAUUUAAAUAUUCUCAGAGAAGUUUUAGACUUUGUAAUUUAUCAGAAAUGUUUUGGAAUCUUUGACGUGAUUAUCUUGAAGGUGUCUGUUCUAUGUUUCCGGCGUACAUUGGAUACUCGAUCAAGUAAUCUUUUCAAUGGAACUGAAAUGACCACAGACUAA